AUGCCCAAUGGACUCCAAUCGCUAGUUGACUUUAUUAAACAAGCGUAUGGAGGUACUAAUGACGAGUGCAUAUACUACAAUCCUGAAAUCGAGUCGAUUUAUAUGAGGACAGAUAAUAUUCCGCAAUUAUUUCAAUUAAUUCAGCAAAAUGAAGAAGAUUAUCGUAUAAUAUUCUUUACAUAUCAAAGUUUAUAUUCAAUUCUUGAUCUUCGCGGCUCUUUACUUAAUUCUCAGUCUCUUAUUGAUUUAUUAAACCUAACAAUGCAGCAAUUUUUCGAGCACAUCGAACUUAUACUUGAAAAUAAGCCAUUACUAAUCAAAAUCUCAGAAGUUUGUGCAUUUUUAAUGAAGUUAUACUUCGAAAUUGAAAAAUCUAUUGAUCCAUUUUUAGAUAUUAUCAAAAACGUAUUCGAUUCAGGUGAAAGUGGGGAAAUAAUGUCAUUAUCAAUCAUGGAAUUUAUCCCAGAAACAUUCCUUCAGUGCCAUAAAUACUCCAAUUACUAUGACAACGCUCAGACCAUAUCAAAUUUCAAAGACACGUACCUAGUGAAUCUAAUAAACAUCGCACUAGAGGAAUUAAACAACGAAAAACUCAUUCCACAGUCAAUAACCAUAAUUAACAAAUGUUUCGCGUUUUGCAAACAAGAUACAUCAGACAACAUUACAAAUCUCGUUCAGUUCCCUCUAAGUUUACAAUUUUUAUUCGAUUUAGAUUAUUUUCAAUUUUUCUUUAGUUUAUUCAACAUCGAUAAGCCAAGUAUACAGCACCAGGUCUUAGAAAUAUUAGAUGCGUAUUUACGGCCUCACAACACUUGUUUUACCUCAAAUCAGCUCAGAUACGAUUUUCUUCACGCAGCAUUGAAACAGAUUAUCCCCGUCAUGGAGUCUUGCGUCAACAGCCAAUUGGCGCAAUACUGCUGCCACAUCGUCGCUUUAAUUUGCCAAUUGAAAUUUACAAUUGAGCCAGCAGUUUCUGAUGAUAAUAUGGAGAUAAUUAAUGCUAUUAGCGGGUUUACAACAGUAUUGCUUCAAGAAAAUAUCGAAAUUAUUGAAGAUACGGCCAGAAUUUGGUCAAUUGUUUUGACAUGGGAUUUCGGUAAUGUUCCAGAGGAUGGGAUGAACCAGAUAUCACAUAUAGUAUUUACGUUCACUCAUAAUGCCAUUAAUUGCAUUCUGAACGCCAUAAAUAGAAAUCCAGAAAAUUGCUAUGAAUUUUUUAAAGAUGCUGGAUCAGACUACUUUAGUUUGAUAUGGAGCAUUUCAAAACUAUCACUUAAAGACGUUUCCGAAGUAAUUCUUGAAAAUUUAAAUAAUAUUCAGAAAGAAUUAGAGACAAAUCAGACUCCGGCGACAUUUCUGAGACUCAUAUUCUUCAUGAAACUAGCUAGAUCGCGCGCAAGUUCAGUAAAACAAUACAAACAGAACGAUCCAAAAUUUCACGUAUAUUUCAACGACUUUUACUCCAAAAUCAUCGAUCUGAUUUGCACAAUGACCACUGUUCUCGAAAACUCCGGUUCUAAUAUCGACGAGAUCAUUGUAGAAGUCGAAAAAGAAAUUUGUUUAUUUUUGUCAGAAUUUUUCCCUCAAAUUUGGCCAAAAUUUUUCGAGUUCAUGGACAAAAUAUUGUUAGACCAGGAAAUGGAGAAAGCAAAGCAGGCCAAAGAACAGGAAUCAGAAGAAAAAAAUUUCGAAGAUUUGAACGAAAAUUUGCAGUUGAAACUCAGUUUUGCUGAUGCUGUAAGAAUUAGAGUGAUGGAGAAUAAGUCUGGAAUGUUCGGAUCACUAAUGAAUCACAUUUUUGUCGGAAUUUCGAAUUUGACAAAUUCAAAUCUGGAAAAUUCAUCAACAGUCAUCAUUCAGCUGAUACUUCUUAUAAAUGUAGCAUGCAACAAUGAUAAACUAAGAGAUCUGAUGAUUUCCACAGGGUUUAUGAAUCAUAUUACAGAAAGAACGAUUGAAAUCAACUACAAUAUUGAAAACAUGAAGAUUUUAAAGCGUCCAAGAACUACCUUGUACUAUUUAUACGCGAAUUGCAUUCAGAGUCGAAGAUAUCUCAUUUCAUUUCUCGGAUUCUUCGAUGAAAGGUUCGAAUACAUAGCAAGGAAUACACCUGAUCCAAUAAAUGUCGUGACUUUGUACCGAGAUUUGACAGGAGUGGCAAACGGACUGAGAAAUCCUUCUUUUCUUGAGAAACUCAUGAUGUGGUUCUGCAACAACCAUCUAGAGGACACACUCAGCUUCAUUUCAGUGUACGAAAGUGAACCACUGGUUCUCAAAGCCAUAAUUAAGUUGUACAACAUUUUCUAUAGCACUACUAAGUGCCAGAACUCUCCGCAAGUACUCACUGACACAGGGCUUGGCAUAUUCAUGCUCCAAACGUCGUCAAAGAUCAUAGAACAGCUGUUUUCGCUUCUACCGAAUUUUGAAAUUUUGAUAAUUAUUUCAAGAAUUUUCAACAGUUGUUUGACAUCGAGAACGGCCAACUACGGUGUGAUGAAGCACUACAACGACUUCUCCAUCAAUGCAAUACUCAGCAAGUUCUUUUUGGUGCUUUCAAAUCAUAAAUCAUUUUAUGACAACACGAAAGUCAACAGUUACUUACUGAAAGCGCUGAAAUCCGUAUCAAUAAAUUGUCCAGAUGAGUUCACAAAGGAGGAGAACCUCAAAAUUUCCAUUUCUUUCACUCAAUCUCCUUUUAAUGACUCAAAUCAGGAAAUGUACACCAGCGCAUGGAGCAUUAUUGAAGAGAUUAUUCAUUUAGAUCUUAAUCAUGACACAAUUAUUAUGUUAAGACCUCAUUUCGUCUACAUUUUGAACGCUUUAAUUAAUUCAAACCAGACUGAGUUAUUUUGUGGCUAUCCACUGAUUCCUUACAUGAACAAACACGAUGAACAGUUCGUGAAGGACUGUUUCAAAGCGAUUGUUGAUUCUUAUGACGAUAAUUUCAAAGGAGUCAUAGAAAAGAACCUGGAUUCAUUGAUUGACAACCAGAAUAAGGAAAAUAUCGCUAAAUCUUUCCAUUUCUAUAUGCAAAAGUAUCAAUGCGGGCUUCACGCGAUUCACUUCUUCAGACCUUUCUUCGAAUAA
This is a messenger RNA of Trichomonas vaginalis G3, 3087 nucleotides long. Its product is annotated as exportin 4,7-related family. Gene Ontology annotation, biological process: protein export from nucleus. The transcript has a single exon. The coding region runs from base 1 to 3087 and encodes 1028 amino acids. Gene Ontology annotation, cellular component: nuclear pore; cytoplasm. The record is from RefSeq and is a predicted model, not a curated record. NCBI's taxonomy places the organism in Eukaryota, Parabasalia, Trichomonadida, Trichomonadidae. Gene Ontology annotation, molecular function: nuclear export signal receptor activity.